Cyanistes caeruleus (blue tit) is the source of this 871-nucleotide messenger RNA. NCBI's taxonomy places the organism in Eukaryota, Metazoa, Chordata, Aves, Passeriformes, Paridae. The record is from RefSeq and is a predicted model, not a curated record.
GGAAGAGGAAGAUGCCCCAGGACACCCAGGCAGACAAGGAGCUGAGGAUGGAGACCAGGGAGGACAAAUUCCUGGGGCAGAACCUCAUGGAAGAGGCCGUUUUGAGCAGCUCCACAGUGCAGGAAUCCAAUGGGGAGGAAAAGCCCCGGAGAUCCCACAGGAGGAGGGGCUCCAAACCCAUCCCAGGGUGCUCUGAGGAGGAAAGACCCACCCUGUGCCGGAAAGGUGACCAGAGAUCAAGCCAGGGCUCUGAGCUGGUGGUCCAUGAGCAGCUUCAGGAUGGGGAGAAGCGCUACAAGUGCUUGGAGUGUGGGAAGAGCUUCAGCCACAGCAACAGCCUGAUCUGCCACCAGAUGAUCCACACUGGGGAAUGGGCCUACGAGUGUGGGAAAUGUGGGAAGGGCUUCAGCUGCAACUCCCAGCUCGUCAUCCAUCAUCACAUCCACAUGGGGGUGAGGCCCUACGAGUGUCCUGAGUGUGGGAAGAGGUUUCGGAGGAGCUCAGAUCUCCUCGUGCACCAGCGGAUUCACACGGAUGAGAGGCCCUUCCGCUGCCCCGACUGUGGGGAGGGCUUCAAGUACAACUCCAACCUCAUCAACCACCGGCGCAUCCACACUGGGGAGAGGCCCUUUGAGUGUGGGGAAUGUGGGAAGAGCUUCCGCCAGAGCUCCAGCCUCAUUACCCACAAACGCAUCCACACUGGGGAACGGCCCUAUGAGUGUGGGGAAUGUGGGAUGACCUUCAGGUGUAGGUCCCAACUGAUCAUCCACCAGAUGAUCCACACUGGGGAGAGGCCCUACGAGUGUCCCGAGUGUGGGAAGAGGUUUCAGGAGUGCGGGAAGGGCUUCAAGGAAAGCUCCCACCUCUUCAG